AUGCUCGCCCAACUAUGGAACAAGCCAAUGCUUGGCGUAAACCACUGCGUGGCGCACAUCGAAAUGGGUCGCCUAGUCACCGGAGCCAAAUCCCCGAUAGUGCUGUAUGUCAGCGGAGGGAAUACUCAGGUGAUCGCCUUUUCUGGCGGCAAGUACCGUAUCUUCGGAGAGACCCUGGAUAUCGCCUUGGGAAAUUGUCUUGACAGGUUUGCUCGUGUCAUCAACCUUUCAAACGACCCAAGUCCCGGCUACAACAUCGAGAAGGCAGCACGCGAGGGAGUCAAGUUCUACGAGCUGCCCUACGCCGUCAAGGGUAUGGACGUCUCCUUUGCGGGCAUCCUCUCCUACCUGAAAGAACGCGCCCCAAAAUUACUGAGCGCAGGCGAGUAUACUCAGGCUGAUCUGUGCUUCAGUCUUCAGGAGACCGUCUUCGCUAUGGUUGUAGAGAUAACCGAACGCGCGAUGGCGCAUUGCGAUACUAAGGUUUGUUGUAUAUAUGUAUGCAUACGUUCCAUCUCCCACCCUCCCUCCCUCCAUCUUUGUUUCUUUUUUAUUUGUAACUUCUCAGCGAUAAGCUUCACGUUUAUUAUUCGCGCAAAUUUCUGCAUCUGUGAUCCAAGAUUGCUGCUUUAUGUUGCUCAGCCCUUAGCCCUCGGGUAUGAUCACAGCCGUAACAAGUACGGUAAUUGCUCUUGUGUAAUUUUUCGUGGUUGUGUGAGUGGGGAAUUUUUGUCUGUAUCGGCGCUUACUAAAUCAUCUCCUCUAGUCUUACAAAUAACUGUUUACGAAAUUUAUGUCUACUAG
Molecule: messenger RNA, 804 nt
Organism: Dibothriocephalus latus
Lineage: Eukaryota; Metazoa; Platyhelminthes; Cestoda; Diphyllobothriidea; Diphyllobothriidae
Source: the annotation of a GenBank genome assembly